Molecule: messenger RNA, 3071 nt
Organism: Sinocyclocheilus rhinocerous
Lineage: Eukaryota; Metazoa; Chordata; Actinopteri; Cypriniformes; Cyprinidae
Product: forkhead box protein K2-like
Exons: 10
Coding region: 299-2035 (578 amino acids)
Biological process (GO): regulation of transcription by RNA polymerase II
Molecular function (GO): protein binding; RNA polymerase II cis-regulatory region sequence-specific DNA binding; DNA-binding transcription factor activity, RNA polymerase II-specific
Source: RefSeq, a predicted model, not a curated record
GAUUGGAGGAGUCCGUUUUUCUUCUCCUGAGUCGCAGAGCCAUUGGUCGCUACCGCUGUCAAUCAGCUCGGCCCCGCCUCCAGCGUUUGUUUGGUAGAGUUGAUCGUGUUCUCAUUCUCUCUGUCGCGGCUGUGGGCUGGAGCCGCUGUCCUCGGACUGGCACAUUCCUUCGUUUUUAUUUCUCAUCCUUUGAUUCGAUCCCCCCUCUAAAUUCUGCAAGCAGGGCUCCCGACAGACAAUUUGCCGUCUGCUCAUUCAAUUUGAUAGUCUUGAAUCCCCAUCAAGAGAAAUAGUAAAGAUGGCGGUGAGCGGGAUGUCAGGCUCGGUCGUCGCCCGGCUCGAGGGCCGAGAGUUCGAGUAUCUGAUGAAGAAGCGCUCGGUCACCAUCGGACGGAAUUCCUCACAAGGCUCCGUGGACGUGAGCAUGGGCCAUUCGAGCUUCAUUUCACGGAGGCACCUGGAGAUUUUCUCCGCCGGCGAGGAUGGAACGGGAAGCGGAGAUUUCUACCUUCGAUGCCUCGGCAAAAACGGGGUGUUCGUGGACGGGGUGUUUCAGAGACGGGGGGCUCCUCCUCUGCAGCUGCCCCGCAUGUGCACUUUCCGAUUUCCCAGCACCACUAUCAAAAUUACGUUCACUGCCUUGUCCAGCGACAAGCGAGAGCGCAGGAACGCGCCGGAGUCUCCUGUGAAAGCAGUGCAAGUCCAGAUCUCGCCGCUGACCAUCAACAUCCCAGACAACAUCGCCCACCUGAUGAGCCCGCUCCCGUCUCCCACAGGUACACUCAGCGCUGCUAACUCCUGUCCAUCGAGUCCCCGAGGAGCAGGACUGUCCAGUUAUAAGAUGGGUCGUGGACUCACAGCUGAUCUCAUCAAUGAAAACUCACAAUCUGAAAAUGACAAGGAAGCGUCUGGAGGAGACAGUCCAAAAGAUGACUCCAAGCCUCCUUACUCGUAUGCACAGCUUAUUGUUCAGGCCGUCACAAUGGCACCUGACAAACAACUAACACUGAAUGGAAUAUAUACCCACAUUACUAAGAAUUAUCCAUAUUACAGGACCGCAGACAAGGGCUGGCAAAACUCGAUUCGUCACAAUCUGUCCUUAAACCGCUAUUUUAUCAAAGUGCCCCGAUCUCAAGAGGAGCCGGGCAAAGGCUCUUUCUGGAGGAUAGACCCCUCGUCUGAAGGAAAGCUUAGCGAACAAGCUUUCCGUAAGCGCAGGCCUCGCGGCGUGCCGUGCUUCAGGACUCCACUCGGGCCGCUCUCAUCCAGGAGCGCUCCAGCUUCUCCUAACCACACGGGGGUGCUGUCAGCUCACUCCAGCGGCGUUCAGACUCCAGACAGCUUAUCAAGAGAGGGCUCACCUGUUCCUGUGGACCCCGAGCCCACGCCUGCCUCAGCUCACGCUCACGCCGUUCAGCCCAAGCUAGCAGUCAUUGCUCAGAAUGCUCCAGGUUCGCCUCUCAACACCCAACCGGUUCUCAUCACAGUUCAGCGGCAGCUACCGCAGACCAUCAAACCUGUGACCUACGCCGUGUCCGCUCCCAGCUCCCAGCAGCCCCUGAUGCAGACGCUGCAUGUGCUGCACCAGAUCCCUGCUGUUUCUGUGACCGGACUGUCUGCAGCAGAGCCGGGGUUUGUCCAGUCCAGCAUCGCUAAAGCAGAGCCACACCAGAACGGAGAGCACCAGGAGCUCAGAGUGAAAGUGGAGCCGGUGCCUGCUAUCACAGCCAGCUCUCUGGGCUCGGGUCGUGUUCUGCAGUCCUGCCCCGUACAGACGGUCACUAUCCUGCAGCAGGCUCCGGUGGGCCAGCAUCAGCUGCCUGUCAAAGCCAUCACUCAGAACGGGACGCAUGUGGUCACUGCUGUCAGCAACACGGCGAGUCCUCUGCACAUGCUGGCGACCCACGCCUCAGUCUCAGCGUCUCUCCCGACCAAACGCCAGAACCCAGACCCAGCGGAGCCCAACACCAAAAGAGCCAAGACUGAAGACGGAGCCGUCCCCAUCACCGCCGAGACACCAGCACAGCGCCACUGACUAGGGCAGCCGUGUCACGACCUUUGACCUCAACCCAUGUUCUGUUUCUCCCCGCCUGCCACGCACCUGCUGCAGCCCCUUCACCUGUUAACGAAUCCCAGGUGCCAGAUAGUGAGCGGAGAUGAAAGUCAGUGGAUGUUGGAGAGAAGGAGCGAUUAGAAUCGAGAGAAGGAGGGACAGUGGGCCUUUACAUGAAUAGGUACAUACCCAGAUAUAUGCACACACCUAUAUUAAUAUAGCCUACCUAUAUGCCUAGGUUUGCGGCUGUAACCCAGCAGAGAAGGUCUCCGUCUGUGAGCUCUGGGACGAACCUCCUUUGUGUUUCCGAACAAACGACCGGCCAGUGACCAAUAUGAAUAUUACUGUAAUUGUGACGCAUGUGUGUGAGAUGUGUGCUCGCGAUGGCCCUGUUCCCAAUCAGAGGUCUUGAACAGCUGCAUUCGACUGAAAAGACUGGCCAAACAUCACUGAACACCGAUCAGCUCUUAAAAUGUGAACCUGCUCCUUAUGUCAGCUUCAUCUUCACACGUGUGGAAACGAGCGAUUGCUCGUGGGGAGGUUUGUUCCUGUAUCACGGCAGCUAGCGACCACGUCCACUACCUAAUGCAGUCUGGAGCAGAGAGGCAGUAUUUUGUCGUACUUGUACUUUAGGAUCUUAUUUGUGGCACAAAUACUCCACUAAACGGGCAGUGCUGAUGUGAGGUCACUUGGCGUUUUUCCGUUUUAUUUUCAUUUUUAAAGACGUGGACUCGUGGUCAUGGAAAUGAAUGUAGUUUCUUCAUUUUUAUUUUAUUAUUAUUAUUAUUAUUUUUAGAAAAAAAAAGAAACACUAUUGAGGGUUUGAGUUAUUUGCCAUUACAUCAAAUCAAAACGAUGUUUACUCGCAUCCUCUUCUUUUUCAUAUUUUAACCAAUAACCUAUGAGAUAGAUAUAUUUCCAUUUGUACUUUAUUAAAAUAUAUCAGCUUGCAUGAAUGUGUUGAGAAAAUGUGCUGUAUCUGACUCGUUCCCUGACUGCAGAAGAUGAAAGAGAAAAA